UUCCCGCAGUGCUGGAGGACACGGUGGAGGAGCGCGUCAUCAGCGAAGAGUACAAGAUCUGGAAAAAAAACACCCCCUUCUUGUACGACCUGGUGAUGACACACGCUCUGGAGUGGCCCAGUCUCACCGUGCAGUGGCUGCCUGAUGUGACCAGGCCAGAAGGAAAGGAUUAUGCUCUACACUGGCUGGUUUUGGGAACACACACGUCUGAUGAACAGAACCACCUGGUUGUUGCAAGAGUCCAGAUUCCCAAUGAUGAUCAGUUUGAUGCUUCGCAAUAUGACAGUGAGAAAGGAGAGUUUGGUGGCUUUGGAUCUGUGACCGGCAAAAUUGAAACAGAGAUUAAAAUUAACCAUGAAGGUGAAGUAAACCGCGCUCGUUACAUGCCGCAGAAUCCUUGCAUCAUUGCUACAAAAACACCAUCUGCUGAUGUGUUGGUAUUUGACUACACUAAACAUCCUUCAAAACCAGACCCAAGUGGAGAGUGUAAUCCUGAUCUUAGAUUAAGAGGGCACCAGAAGGAAGGCUAUGGCUUAUCAUGGAACUCAAAUUUGAGUGGACAUCUUCUCAGCGCAUCAGAUGAUCAUACUGUGUGUUUAUGGGAUGUAAGUGCUGGACCAAAAGAAGGCAAAAUCGUUGAUGCAAAAGCAAUCUUUACUGGGCACUCUGCAGUAGUAGAAGACGUGGCGUGGCAUCUGCUCCAUGAAUCUCUGUUUGGAUCCGUGGCGGAUGAUCAGAAGCUUAUGAUUUGGGACACAAGAUCUAAUACCACGUCCAAGCCAAGUCAUUCUGUAGAUGCUCAUACAGCCGAGGUCAACUGUCUGUCCUUCAAUCCUUACAGCGAGUUCAUUCUAGCAACUGGUUCUGCUGACAAGACAGUGGCUCUAUGGGAUCUUCGAAACUUAAAAUUGAAACUCCAUUCUUUUGAGUCUCAUAAAGAUGAAAUUUUUCAGGUUCACUGGUCUCCUCAUAAUGAAACAAUUCUUGCUUCAAGUGGUACUGAUCGUCGGCUUAACGUAUGGGAUCUAAGUAAAAUUGGAGAAGAGCAGUCUGCAGAGGAUGCAGAAGACGGACCUCCUGAGCUGCUGUUUAUUCAUGGAGGACACACUGCCAAAAUUUCAGACUUCAGUUGGAAUCCUAAUGAGCCUUGGGUAAUCUGUUCUGUGUCGGAGGACAACAUAAUGCAGAUAUGGCAAAUGGCAGAAAACAUUUACAACGAUGAAGAACCAGAUAUAGCAGCAACCGAACUGGAGGGUCAAGGAACAUAA
Balearica regulorum gibbericeps (East African grey crowned-crane) is the source of this 1268-nucleotide messenger RNA. Lineage: Eukaryota; Metazoa; Chordata; Aves; Gruiformes; Gruidae. The record is from RefSeq and is a predicted model, not a curated record.